This is a messenger RNA of Diorhabda carinulata, 777 nucleotides long. Its product is annotated as ubiquitin-like-conjugating enzyme ATG10. Gene Ontology annotation, molecular function: Atg12 transferase activity. Gene Ontology annotation, biological process: protein lipidation; macroautophagy; protein modification by small protein conjugation. The record is from RefSeq and is a predicted model, not a curated record. The transcript has 6 exons. The coding region runs from base 215 to 730 and encodes 171 amino acids. Lineage: Eukaryota; Metazoa; Arthropoda; Insecta; Coleoptera; Chrysomelidae. Gene Ontology annotation, cellular component: intracellular anatomical structure.
GGACGUCAUUCGAACUUUUGGUUAGCAACCGCUAUCACUUUUUAAUGUUUGGUUUCUGACGAUUACGGCAUGACGUAUGGUUAUUAUUAAUUUAUUUAUAAUUUUUCAAAUGUAACUUAAAUACGAUAAACAAACGAUAUCGCGUCAAAGAGUCCAAUCGAAAUUAUCAGAAAAAGAAGAAUAAUGAUUUAUAACUUCAAAUUGAUGCCGCAAAAUGGAUAAAAAAAUAUCGAUAGAAUUAUUCCAAAACAAUAUUGAAGAAAUCAUAAAAAUUUCCAACAAAUUAUUUGACAGUUGGAAAUUGAUUUCGGUAGAAUCGGGUACAGAAAAUAACAAAUUCAUUGUAAAAAAGCAGGUAGUUGUUUUAACACAUCCCGAAGAACCUGAUAAAAAAUUGAUAACAAAUUUCGAAUAUCACAUUGCGUUUAGUAUUAGUUAUGGUGUACCUGUACUCUGUUUUAACAUAUGGAAACAAAGCGGUUCGAUGUUAUCAUUGGAAGAAUAUUGGCGCUACAACGUCAGAUUUAACGAAUGUAAUAUGUAUGAAACUAUAACGCAAAUUGAUCACCCUGUACUUAAUCAACCGUUUUUUACUUUACAUCCUUGUAAAACUCAAGAAAUUCUAGAACCAUUAAUGGAAAAAAGUAAGAAUCCAGUUAUUUCAUGGUUAAGUGUCGUAGCGCCUUUUGUGCAACUAGAAUUACUCGACGACUAUAUAAAAAUAUGCUAAUUUUUAAUAUAAAUCGAAUAAAUACGUUAUUUAAAGUAAAAAUAAAU